AGCAUAGAGACGGUCCGCGGUGUUUCUCCUCCUCCUCGCUCUCACAUUGGAUUAUCACUGUGCUUUUCACCAUGUUGGAAGUGGAAGUGAACGGGACACCGGCCAGUCAGCUGUCCACCCCACUCUCCGGAAAGUCUCCCAGCCCCUCCCCCAUCAGCCCCAACAACCUCAACCAACGCCGGGGCUCCCAGGGGUCUUCGUCUUCUCUGUCUUCUGCAAAAGUGUCCAGUCCAGAAGAGGAGAGGAAUGGCACUACUCCUGAAGUGGACAUUCCUGUGGAUGAGGUUCCUGCCGUGCCGGCCUACAUCUCGGAUCGGUACAGAGUGGGCCGCAUGCUCGGGGAUGGGAACUUCGCUGUGGUCCGGGAAUGUGUGGAGCUGUCAACGGGCCGGGAAUAUGCGCUCAAAAUCAUCAACAAGAGCAAGUGUAGAGGCAAGGAACAUAUGAUCCAGAAUGAGGUGGCCAUCCUGCGCAGAGUCAAACAUCCAAACAUAGUCCUCCUCAUCGAAGAGGUCGACACGUACAGCGAACUCUACCUGGUCAUGGAGCUGGUCAAGGGAGGCGAUCUGUUCGAUGCCAUCACCUCGGCCAACAGAUAUACAGAGAGAGACGCCAGUGGAAUGCUCUAUAACCUGGCCAAUGCCAUCAAGUAUUUACACAGCCUCAACAUCGUGCACAGAGACAUCAAACCAGAGAACCUGCUGGUCUAUGAACAUGCAGAUGGCAGCAAAAGCCUGAAGCUUGGAGACUUUGGUUUAGCGACUGUAGUGGAUGGACCUCUCUACACAGUCUGUGGAACGCCAACAUAUGUAGCACCUGAAAUCAUCGCAGAAACUGGAUAUGGCCUUAAAGUGGACAUCUGGGCAGCCGGAGUCAUCACAUACAUUCUCCUCUGUGGGUUCCCACCAUUUAGAGGGAGCUGUGAAGACCAGGAAGUCCUUUUUGACCAGAUACUGAUGGGGCAGUUAGAGUUUCCAAUGCCAUACUGGGACAAUGUGUCUGAAACAGCCAAGGAGCUGAUCCGAUCCAUGCUGGAGGUGGAGGUUGAUCAGAGAUACACCGCUCUACAAGUUCUGGAGCACCCCUGGGUCACUGACGAGGGUCUGUGUGAAAACGAUCACCAGCUGUCUGUAGCAGGAAAAAUCAAGAAGCACUUCAACACCACUCCAAAAGACAAGGACACAACAGCCGGGGUCUCGGUCAUCUCUCUCGAUGACAGCUUUUCUAUGCAGAGAUCUGGGUCGUUAGAUUUCUACCAGCACCCAGCCAUGUACUGGAUCAGACCACCUCUCUUGAUAAGACGGGGCAGGUUCUCAGACGAGGACGCCACCCGAAUGUGAUCACCUUGACGAGCGUAACCAUGAUGACCAGAGCUAAGCAGACGCAGCCUCCCAAUGUCCUCCUUGGCCUUCCCCCGCUGACCCUUGACCUUAGCACAGAUGUUUCCCCCAGCCUCUCCUCUGCCUCCACGGAUGUGUCCAUUUGCUCGGUCAACAGCACGGGCCGCUCUCCUAGCUCACCCUUCUUCUGACCUGGGACUGGAGGAGGAGGGGUGGGGGUAGGAUGAGAAGGAGGAAGGGGUGGUUUUCAGCUGAUCCUUACUGUAAAACAAUUGUGUCAAACUCAAAUGAACAAACUCCAAAGAUCUAGAACAGGAGCAAACAAACAAACAUUCUGAUUGAGGAAAAGCAGGUGGUGAUUAGACCUUUUUAUUUAUUAAGAAACCAAAAAAACAAAUAGGUCUGAAGACAAACAUAUCAUAUAAUGCCUUUUAAAUAUGUAACUGGUUAGAUUUCAAGCCAGUACUCUUGUAUGGGUAAAAAAUGGCAUCACCUUGGAUUGCGUCUUUGAGAUUGACACACCUGCUUUUUAUAGCCGGACAGGUAGAGGAACCAUCUCCCCCUCCCUCUGUCAUAUCCAGGACUUGGGCUGAAAGGCAAAAACUGAACUAUCAUUGCUCUAAAUGUUCUGACUGGGACGAGGGCGGAGAGGACAGGCCACAAACUCAGAGGCGGCACACAAGAGGAAAGAGUUUUGAAAGACCUAUUAUUUUACUUUCUCUCAUCUGAGCACAUGGCACAGAGCUCACGGAGCAAUGAAGUGAACUGUGGAUCCUUCAGUGAUGAUCGGGGCUCGAUGCAGGAAUGGAGCAGCUCUAAAGGCAAUAUGAGAAAAACAAAUGUUCACGUUUUAUUGAACCUUAACUCUUUACUCAUUAUUUACCACUGCAUUUUAUAUAUGCUUUUCUUUUUACUUUGUGGUCUCUUUUGAGGAAAAUAGGUGAGUAGAAUUUGUAGAGCUCAGGAAAGUGUCAAUAGGCUUCUGUAGUACUUGAAUGUGAUGUGAAGAUAGCAAAAAAGUUACUCUUGGAGAUGUCUUGGUACCCAACUACACAAGUCUCCUAAAACAUAUUUGUAAUGGUACCUAGACCUAGACAGCUUAAUCAUGUGAAAGAAGGAUUUUCAUAUAAAAUGUGUUUUAAAAAUUGUUGGAAAGAGUCUCAAGCACUAGUUGUUUAGACGGUGUUGGUGAUACCUACCUAUUUUGGUGGAUUACGGUUUACAGGCUGAUAAUGGUGCAUUCACUUGCUCUUUGUAAUAUUGGUUUCUCUGUCACACCUUGACAAUGAUAGCAUAUGGUGCUUGUGUAGCAACUUUCACACUUAAACAACACUGAUAUUAUGCUAAUCUUUUUGCAUCAACCAGGCAUAACACUAUAUAAAGGUAUUUCUGAUUAUCACCUCUCUAAUGUAAGAAAACCUCUUAAGAAAACCACAAAAGGUCAUUAAAUAGUAUUGUGCAUUUUGAAUUGUUCACAAUGUAUCUUAAUAAACUCAACACAUAAACAAGUGCCAAAAUGAUACUAUAUUGUUAUGCCUGAUUGAUGUAUUUUGUCAUUGUUAUAUGAAGCCUUCUUUACAUCUCUACAUUGCCAUAUUCCAGCUGUGCUUUUUGAAGAUCAGUCAUGGAAGCUGCAGGAUACAGGCUGUUUUUGCACAAUUCACUACAGUCUAUAAUAUCGCCUACAUACUAAUAUUUGGAAUGACUUUCGGACAGUGGACAACCAGCAGUAUCAUCACACUAUAAGGGGUAACUUGACUCUGUAUAAGUCGAAACCUCAUCCAAGGCUUAUUCAUUCAAUUGAAAGCAUGACAGACAUACAGUAGCCUAUUCUUAUACAACUGUUCAGUGAAUUAAUGUUUAUAUGUUCAUGUAAAUAACUAUUUUAUUUAUUUUGAUAGUUAACAAUACAGUAUAUUUCUUUACUAGUAAAAAAAAAAAAAAGUAAAAUGGUUCAUAUGUGUGUAUCAGCCAUUACGCAACUAAAAAUACCAAGAGGAGAUGGAAAGACUAUGAAUGAGAUGUGAACAAAACUAGUACAAUAUGAG
Periophthalmus magnuspinnatus is the source of this 3388-nucleotide messenger RNA. It is a transcript of the gene dclk1a, whose product is annotated as doublecortin-like kinase 1a. Gene Ontology annotation, biological process: axoneme assembly; protein phosphorylation; intracellular signal transduction. The transcript has 13 exons. Gene Ontology annotation, cellular component: axoneme. The coding region runs from base 72 to 1340 and encodes 422 amino acids. NCBI's taxonomy places the organism in Eukaryota, Metazoa, Chordata, Actinopteri, Gobiiformes, Gobiidae. The record is from RefSeq and is a predicted model, not a curated record. Gene Ontology annotation, molecular function: ATP binding; protein kinase activity.